Eucalyptus grandis is the source of this 2125-nucleotide messenger RNA. Its product is annotated as transcription factor MYB3R-2. Lineage: Eukaryota; Viridiplantae; Streptophyta; Magnoliopsida; Myrtales; Myrtaceae. Gene Ontology annotation, cellular component: nucleus. The coding region runs from base 106 to 1740 and encodes 544 amino acids. Gene Ontology annotation, biological process: regulation of DNA-templated transcription. Gene Ontology annotation, molecular function: DNA-binding transcription factor activity, RNA polymerase II-specific; RNA polymerase II cis-regulatory region sequence-specific DNA binding. The transcript has 8 exons. The record is from RefSeq and is a predicted model, not a curated record.
GACGAUCUCUAGCUGUUUCGCGUGGUUUCCCGGCUCGGCUUCGGCGUUCCCCCCUUGUCGGCCGCCGUCCGUUCUCGGAAACCCCGAGGAAUUCUCUCUUCGAGCAUGGUGAGAGUUAAGGAGGAAUACGAUGUGGUGGCGACCCCUUCAUUUUUCAAUGGCAGCUGCGACUCGUAUCCUAAGAAAUCCCUGUCCACUUUAUCGUACAGUUCCAGGAGGGCAAUUGGUCCAAUUAGGCGUUCAACAGGAGGAAGAUGGACAAAGGAAGAGGACAGAAUUCUUAUUGCAGCGGUGCAGAAGUUCAAUUGCAAGAAUUGGAAGACAAUAGCUGCAUGUGUCCCUGGUAAGACAGAUAGUCAGUGCUUGCAUCGCUGGCGAAAGGUUCUAGAUCCUCGUCUUAUUAAAGGGUCUUGGAUAAAGGGGGAAGAUGAUCUUUUAAUCAAUUCAGUUAAGAGAUAUGGCUGCAAAUGGUCGCUGAUUGCAAAAACCUUUCCUGGUCGCACAGGCAAGCAGUGCCGAGAAAGGUGGACUAAUCAUCUCAAUCCUUCAGUAAAGAAGGUUGCCUGGACAGCAGAAGAGGAAUCCAUUCUUGCUCACUGGCACCAUAUUUAUGGUAACAAGUGGGCACAAAUAGCAAAAUUUCUUCCUGGAAGGACGGACAAUGCAAUUAAGAACCAUUGGAACUGCUCAAUGAAGAAGAGAUUGGGUUCAUGGUCAACUGGCUGUAUAAUGGAAAUGUCUGAUGCUAGCUCUGAAUUUUGCAGUCCAGAGGUUAAGGCAGAUUGCUUGAUGGUUAAGUUGGAGCGACAAAGUGCAGAUGAAAUUACUUCUGUUGAUCAGAGAAUGCAUCUGGACUUGAAUAGAAGUUGUUUCACUGACUUCACUUCUGAAUAUUCUCAUGGUGGUAUCAUGGAAUCGGAAGCGGUAAAUUGUUGUAUAUCAAGAGCUCCUUGGCAUUCAACAGCAGGGGCAAAUAGCAGAGGAUAUCCGACUGCCAAUCCAUUUCAUGUGGCUACUGGUUUUUCUGGAGAUGCUGAUAGCGGUUCUAAUAUUUCAGUUUCCUCACUGGCUGAUCCUUCAAGCAUCGGUGCAUGUUCAACCGUUGAGUUAACUCCCAGUCCUGUCAAAGUCGAUCUUUCUUUUGCUUCGCAGAGUUUUGAAUCACCUAAAAGGAUAAGAGUAGGUGCUACAAAUACAAAAUGUGGUGAUGAUCCUGGAUAUUUUUGUUCGACUCCCUCAAAAUCCACAGAUAUGGACUUCACUGGUGCUGAUAAGAGAAAAAACGUCAGUGAUAUGUUAUCAUCAGCACUUCAGCUGAGAGAUCCAGUCACUUUGGUUGCAAAUAAUGGUUUCACAGGUGUGGAGAAACAAUGUAGCCCAUCAAGGACUUCGUAUUACCUUUCCACUCCCCCUAACUCGGUGAGUAGUGUUAGUGUCAAAAGUUGGAGUCCAGAGUUGAUUUUGAGGAAGUUGGCAAUGACCUACGAGCAUACUCCCUCCAUCAUCAGAAGGCGAUGCUCAAAGAACUCAGGCGAUGCUUCUUACUCCGGCUCUGCUAGCACACCAGCAUUGAUGUUAUCAAAUUCUCGAGAGAAGGAAGGUGGUAGUGUGGAUUUUCUGCAUGUGGAACGAGGUCUUCUCUUGAAUCUUCAUAAUGCUAGAAUUUCCACUGCUGCUAAAUGUCUGGAGAGACGCCUAGAACAUGCCUUUGACAUGGAAAUGGAUACAGCCAUUCUGUGAACGUGGGGGUUAAUGCCAAAGCGCAUUCCCUGGAGAUAAGUGAGCAAAUCAAUGACAUUUCAUCAGUACUGAACAUUUCUAUCAUGUCAAUAAGCUCCAGGACGAGGCCUUGACAAGAAGAUAGUUAUUUCGCUGAUAGUAUCUUCAUCUGCAUCCAUUUUGUAGCUUACUUUGCUCCAUGAACUUUUUCGCUAUUACUCUGAUUCGUGGUGAUGACAAUGGCACAGACGUGUGUAUAAUGUGGCCAUGUUACUUCAAUUGAAACAAGUACAUACAAAAAAGAUUUUCCCUCUCUACUGCUAUAACUUCGAGAUUGCAUGUAGAGAGGGAAAAUCUUUGCUUCCACAGUUCUUUAGGCCCACUCUUUGGUAUAAUGACUUGGUUC